AUGGCGAAGGAGCGCAACUACAAUCCGGUGCAAGCACAGCGCAAGGCCGAGAAGGCCAAGGCCAUCAAGAAAGGCAAGGCAGAGCAGCAAGCACGGAGGAACGAGAAACUUGCCAAGCGCAAUCCGGACAGGAUACAAAAGCAGAUCGACGAUCUCAAGGCGAUAAAGGAGGGUGGCGGCAAGCUCACGGCUCACGAGGAGCAGGCGCUGGAGGCUCUCGAGAAAGAUCUCAAGGCCGUCAAAAAGGCGAGGGAAGCACUAGGUGAUAAGGCGCCAAAAUUCGGCUUCACCUAUUCGAAUCAAGGGCAGAGAAGCGACGGUGUGUUGGGCAAGAGGCGGCGGGAUGCCGAAGACGCCUCCAGCAGCGACAGCGACGUACCUGAUGAUGUCAAGAACAUACCGAUGCCGCGGGAUACGCCGCCGCCAAUUCCCAAGGAGAUUCUAGACGAAUGGUAUGCGAAACGCCGGGCAAAGCGAAACGCGAAUCAGGAACCACUAGGUGAACGCCGCGAGGAAUCAGAAAAGCCGCCCACUCCUGUCGUUGAGGCAAAGACGGUCUAUGAAGCGAAACCCGUACUCAGGGAUCUGCGGAAAGAAGCAGUGAGCGCUUUCAUGCCAACCGCUGUUCGGAUGAAGAUUGAGAAAGGCAAGGGGAAGGGCGGGCUUUUGGAGCCCGAGGAAGCGGACCAGCUGGAGAAGGAGGGUUACCUGCGAACAUCGGAGAGUAUAAAUGUACGCCCUGGGCAGAUGCAAGUUGAGCAAGAUGCCGACGUACGCAGAGUUACGGUGGAGGACGCCGAAGAUCAGGACGAUUAA
Canariomyces notabilis is the source of this 816-nucleotide messenger RNA. RefSeq lists its product as uncharacterized. Bases 1 to 816 code for a protein of 271 amino acids. Gene Ontology annotation, biological process: RNA processing. NCBI's taxonomy places the organism in Eukaryota, Fungi, Ascomycota, Sordariomycetes, Sordariales, Chaetomiaceae. The transcript is spliced from 2 exons. The record is from RefSeq and is a predicted model, not a curated record.